AUGAUUCUUGACUACGGGAUUUUCUUUUCAAGAAAAGUUUCUGUCUGCCUGUAUGAGGGGCACAUGCUAGUGGGGAACAGAACAGCUUUUACAGCCAUUAAAAUGGAGUUUAUAGAUAAGCACCAUGCAUUUCUUCAUCCAAAUGCUAAGAGAAAAAGGUCAUAUGUGGAAAAGAUUGCCUCGGAUCCUAGGUUGCUUCUAAGAAGCAAAAGAAAUCCAAAAGAAAAUCUGAAACUGUAUGUGUCUCUUGUUACCAAAGGGAGAUAUAGGCCUGUUAUUCGUGGAAAUAAGAAGCAACGGUUGAUCGAGGAUGCCAUUAGGGGAAAGGAAGUAGCAUGGAGGUCUAUAGCCACAAAGGAUAUUUAUGGAUAUGACAAAUUGAUGAAUGUCCUCAACUCAGAUCCAAAUCCGAGUUCAGAGAUGACUCUGAAAAGAAAAAUAAUGAGUAUGUUCAAGAUAUCUACAGACGAAAAGGAUGGAAUGGACGAAGGAAAAAUUAUUUGUGAUGUUCUUAAGAACGAGAAGGAGAUGCCCAAAGAGAUUGGGUUUUCCCUUAGAGUUCAUUAUGAUUUCUGCAUUAAAAAUAAAACAGUCUCUCUAUUGGAUGAAAUAGAUAGAGAGUAUGACAAAAUGCUUGGGCCGGUUCUCUGGAACAAGAUAGAUAAUGAAGUGAAGCGAUGUGAGAUAGACCACCCUUUUUAUAGCGAGGUGGGCCUGUUCAAUUUGUUUGUAAAAUGCAAAGAUAAUAUUCCGGACUUUGAUAGGAAGGUUUUAGAAAAGGAUGUGUUCCAUACUAUCAACGAGAGAGGUAUCAGAGACUUUAUUGCAGAAAGGGUGGAAAGGUUCUAUGCCGCUGGGGUAUAUCUUUCUAAUAAUGAUUAA
This is a messenger RNA of Encephalitozoon romaleae SJ-2008, 882 nucleotides long. RefSeq lists its product as hypothetical. The coding region runs from base 1 to 882 and encodes 293 amino acids. The record is from RefSeq and is a predicted model, not a curated record. NCBI's taxonomy places the organism in Eukaryota, Fungi, Microsporidia, Unikaryonidae. The transcript has a single exon.